Molecule: messenger RNA, 4337 nt
Organism: Scophthalmus maximus (turbot)
Lineage: Eukaryota; Metazoa; Chordata; Actinopteri; Pleuronectiformes; Scophthalmidae
Gene: vtcn1
Product: V-set domain containing T cell activation inhibitor 1
Exons: 5
Coding region: 1546-2370 (274 amino acids)
Source: RefSeq, a predicted model, not a curated record
UAGAUAGAUAGAGAGAUAGAUGGAUAGAUAAAUAGAUAGAUAGAUACAGUAGAUAGAUAGAUAGAUAGAUACAGUAGAUAGAUAGAUGCUUCAAGGUGCAGAGGACAAAGCUGUCUCAGAAAACCGUGACUUCCUCAAAAGUUGAAUUGGUGAGAAAUUGAAACCGACCUUUACAUUAAUAGAAAAGACACAUCCGACCUCAGACGCGUCAGGGAGGCCACGUGUCGCGGUCACACGGAUGAAACCAACAGCUCCAACACUUUGUCAAACCAUAUUUCACACAGUGAAACCACCAGAUGGAGCCGUGGUCCUUCUGUUCUGCUUUCUUUCCGUCUCCGCUCAUGACGCAGUGAUCGUGACAGGGUCAGUCAUUUGGGGAAGGUUGUUGUUGUUGAUGUUCUAAAGCACAGCACAAAGUAUUUGGGUCAACACACCUCUAAUAAUGAGAUAACCCAAAAUACAAAUACUUUACUAUUCACAACUGUAUUGUAGGUCUGGUGAUUAGGCAGCAAUGUAUGUCUUCUUUAAAUAGAAAAAAGGAAAGAGGAACAAAUAUUAAAACUAGAACCCGACCGAUAUGGUUUUUCGGGGGGCGAUAACGAUAUCAGGGAGCACAAGAUAUCCGAUGUAUAUAUAUAUAUAUAACUAAGAGAAGUAACUGUACUUCCUAGUAGAGGACUGUACUUCCUAUUUUGUGCCACUUCACACUUUCUCGUCGCCUGUCAGAGGGAAAUGUGGUUGUUGUUACUCCUCUACAUUCACAGUUACUGUUUGUAAUAACAUUUUACAUAAAAAAGACACCAUAUUCUUUUAAUAUUACAACACAAAAUGCUUAAUAAUAACAACGCAGUAACUACUCUGGGGGCCGCUGACAUGUUGGGGAGACUUCCCCCUGUAAAAAAAGUAAGAUUUAUGAAUGUUUAAAGCCCCAAAGUGGUCAAUUAUUUGAUCUUUCUUUUCCUGAUUUCGUGCUAAUAUCAUCAUCAGUUGAUAGAUUAUCCUGCUACCACAAAUAAAAAAAGAACCUGAUUUGUUUUUACGUCUUUUAUUUGGUUGUAUAAAAAUUUUAUAGCAUACCUCAUACCUGACAUUCUGUUGUCUUCCACGGUUGUCUUCUCAAGCAUCGGCCAAUAGGCUAAAAUCCCCCAACAAAAAGAAAAAUCAACGAGUUGAUAAAUAACCCAUUUUCAUAUUUUUACAUUAAAGAUUGCCAUUUGUUUCACGGCACACAAAACAAACCUGUACCAGGGAAACAUGCUGCCGGAUAAAAGCCCCCUUGUCGGGCCCGCGCCCUUCAUUUGAUAAGAAAAUGAAUGACUGUGACAAUGUGUCAACAAGUAUGAAGCCGACGCCUUAAAGGUAAUAUUUACUCAUGGUGUUUCUAGAGCUGCGACACAGAGAGAGAGAGAGAGAGAGAGGCCAAACACGUAAAACAGCCGACCUGUUGUCGCGCGUCUGCAGCAUGAGGACGUCGGCCCUUUCUCGGAGGGACCUGGGAAUGUUCGGAACCAGCGCCGGCUAGUUCGUUGCCCCCCGGAGGUCAAGAUGUCGGCCAUGGGAGCGCUCGGGAAGAUCAUCUUCUACAGCAUGAUAACCCUCAUCGUCCUGUUCACGGCCAUCAUCAUCCUCAUCUUAUCCUUUGCCCUCUCGGAUUCCACGACCACCGUGAUGAGCAGCAACACGGCGCCCGUCGCAAACCUCGGCGGGGAUCAGCUCCUCAGCUGCUACCUGCGCACGCAGAGCGCCAGCCAAGUGUCCGUCACCUGGACCAAGAAGGACCUGAAGGGGAACGUCUACCAGUACAAGAACGGAGCGGCGGCGCUGAAGGAGCAGAGCUCCCAGUUCCGAGGGAGGACCCAGCUCUUCCCGGACGCGCUGCUCACGGGCAACGCCUCGCUGCUGCUGCGGAGCGUGAGGAUGAGUGACGAAGGCCGGUACACGUGCACCAUCAGCUCCUCUGAGAGCGGAGGCACAGUCAACCUCCACCUCUGGACCGCAGCCUUCACAGCCCCGACAUUCACAUACACAAACAACAUCCUGGCCGCGAACGCAGACAGGUGGUUCCCGAAGCCGAACGUGACGUGGUUGGACCUGGACGAAGACGUCCUGGACGGGGACACGUCCUUCUCAAAGAGCCCCAGCGGCAUAUACGGCGUUCUGAGCACGCUGUCGCCCGUCAACGCCAGCGGCAUCUACACCUGCAGGAUCGAAAACGACCUGGUGAUCUCCGUCUCCGAGGCGACGGUGAAAGGUUCCGCCGUGUCGGGCGACACGUACUUCUCCUUCAGCGGCGCCUCGUCCCUGCGGGCCUCAGCUCACCUGAGUGCGGCGACCACCAGCGUCCUCUGGUGCAUCCUCUAUCUGACGUAGUGACACACACAGACGUCCAGACGGCGUGACCCACUGAAGGAACGACAGGAAGGCGAAAGGCCUCGAAGGCUCGACCCCGACACCGGCGGGGUCCAGUGCGUCAGUUACCCUAUUGGGAUCUAUAGUAUUGAAACACUUGUCCCCUUUCAUAAUAAUUAUAAUAAUAAUGCUGCAACAUCCCUCCAGUAGAGUUCCACAUGUUUAUUGAAAUCAACGCCAAGGUGCAUUGAAGCUACUGUAGCUGCACGUAGCGGCCCAGCACCUCACCACUACACUUUGUAAACUCUAUAUUAACAAUCUAAGCACAUGUGGGCGAUUUUUGGAGAAAGAUUGUGUCUCCCUUUGUUGUCGUUGAUGAUUCGACUGCACUGGCCGAGGAUUGAACCCGCAGCCUCGGGUAUUAGAGACAGACGCGCUGACCACGGGGCCAAAACCACUGUGUGGUGGCGCCUUUCGCUGGCACGUCUCUUAAGGUGUCGGGGAGGGAUGUAACACACGGUGUCGUGAGUGCGUUUUGCACCUUGGCAGAUUGAUAAUAAGAGAUAAGGCUUCUUCUCUGCAGGGGAAUAGGAUACAAGCAGAUCCAGAGCAGCGUUUUGUCAGUCAGAAGCACCGGCGCGUUCUUCUUGCCUGAAGAUUUAACUGUCAACAGUCCACCGGACCACACCUCCUUAAACAACGACACACCCACGGGCACUCCGAUUAUUAGUGCAAGUGCUUUUUUACUGUUUACACAGGGUUCAGCGCUGGAUGGGAAAGAGGAGGAACUGUUUUUGGUCUGAAGACACUUACGCUGUGCUUAGAAGGAGCCCUUAAUGUCGGUUCUUCCUUUAAUUUGUCACCCACCUAUACAGUUAAUAUACAGAUUUAAUAUUCUCCCAUGAAUCCCCAACCUGGAUGUAUACACAUCUUUGUGUGUGCAGCAUUUCCUAAAACUAAUAUGUAAAAAGCAAAGCUUGGAAGAUGAAAUCUGAAGAAGACGGGAUGCUGAAAGCUGAAGGUACAGGAACAGCUGAUAUGCAUGAAUCAAUGGCUGAAAAAUGACUUUUAACGCAGAUGGAAAAACUUGGAAGCUUUAAGCUGGAGGAAACGACCGAGGACGGAUGGAAAAUAGCUGAGAAAACAGCUGAAAUGCGAAAACAAAGACUUGAUAUGCAGAUUAAAAACUUAAAAGGAUUAAAUAUGAAAGACAUUUGCUGAAGAGAUGCACAAUCAAAACUCGGAAGCCGAGAGAAGAAGGAAGCUGCUGAGAGUGGAAGAGAAGGGAAAUGGCUGAAAAAAGAUGAAAUAUUAAAAAAGCAAAACACGAAAAGCUGAAAGCUUGAAGAGAAAACUGCUGAAGUAAAACUGGACACGGUUGGAAAAAAAAGAAAACAGAAACAUUUGCAGCGCAAAUUCUUCAACGACUGACUUCAUUAUUGAUUCAUUUAUUAUCAUUAUGCAACCGACCACCACUACUGAUGAUACUGUACAUUUUACACCGGCACUUUGUCUCUUUGCACAAACCAGAUGAAAAUGUCUGGAGGAAGAAAAUCAGGUGAUGUCGGUUGAAUUGGUUUUGAAUGUUGCUGAAGCUGUAAAAAAAAAUGUGGAAGAUGCUGAGCUCACGAGCAAGAAAAGGCAAAUGAUACACAUUUAAUUCCUCUGAUGUGUGCGUGUGAUUCUUUUAUCCACAUCUUCUGCGAGCAAACUUCUCAAAAUUCACAUAAUUUCUUAUUGUCGGUCAAACAUGAAACACAAAGCUUCUGUGUUGUGAGGAAACAACAUGAAAAAUAAAUAGAAUAUCACAAAUUUCAGCAUUUUUAUACUUGUUAUUAGAGAUUAGUAAUAUCAUAUUAUUCCACAUACAAAUUCGUUGAGGAAUUGAUCAGAAUUCAUAACACAAAAGCUCAAGAUCAUUUAUUUUUUUUAAAUAUUGACUCGGCAAGUUUUAGACCUGAGAAUAAUAAAAACAAACUCCAAUUGAA